Molecule: messenger RNA, 342 nt
Organism: Sphaeroforma arctica JP610
Lineage: Eukaryota; Ichthyosporea; Ichthyophonida
Exons: 1
Coding region: 1-342 (113 amino acids)
Source: RefSeq, a predicted model, not a curated record
AUGCUGAAUACGCGAUAUGAAGAGCGACCACCACGGGGCACAGGGACACAACGGAACGCAGAUGGCGAGGAUGGUACCGAGGCGGAUGUUCAAACGAAGGAGAUCGGAUAUGUGAGACCAGCGCGGAUUACUGUAGGCGCGUUUGUUGAGAUAAUCAACCUUGGCGAAACAACUUACGAUGCCCUCCUCCGGCCCAACAAAGCGAGGAACUUGUGCGUUAGACGAAGAGGCACAGACAUCGAUUGUAGGACUGUAGUCGAGCAAGGACAUGGUCUUCUUCCAAUCGUCACGGUUGAGCAUCCAUAUAAACCGUUAUGGACUUUAAUAGCUAAAGUAAAUUGA